AUGCCUCGACAACCUAUUAAUCGUCCAUCCAGCCAUUCUAACUCUAUAUCAGGGAAAGAGAAUGAGGAGACAUCGAUUCCCCCUGGGUCGCCUUGCAAUAAUAGUAGAUAUACCAGGCGCAGCCGCAAUCGAUCCACCUCUACGGUUUCCCCCGUCAGCGUAACACCUCCCCUGUCAUCUUGUGCACCGCGUCGACAGUCUCCCAGCUUUUCCUCUCACGAAAUUAACUUCGGGAGCCACCCAAGACCCACAAGCAGGUCCAGCAAUACCCGAACUGGGCGACGUCGCUCAGUUUCAACAAUCCCACUACAAUCCCCCCAAGCACUCUCCAAUACGGUGACUUUCACAUUGCCACGUAAUCUACCAAGGCAUCCGGCCAUUGUUACCUCGGAGCACCUGGCCUCCCUCGAUGAGCGUCUUAGGGGAAUUCCUAUCAGGUUCCUUCACAAACGCCUAAGAGAGAUGUCUCCUUUACUUCAACAAGGACUGACAGCUAUCGGCAACGGCGUUCGCCGACCAUCAAGUGCUUCCCCUCCUAGCUCCCCACCCUCAUCUAUUCCACCUAAAAUUACCGUUAAAAAUGGUAACGCAAGAUCAGUCGAAGUAACGCUCAAUCACGCAACAGGGAAACUCCCCACACACGCAGUAGCAAUCAUCGGUUCCCCUUCUGCUGGUCACAUUUACCCCAUCCAUGGCCUUCUUUACGCAGCCCAUUGUGCACUGUUUCCACUCCCGCCAGGCUCGUUGUCGGCUUCAGAUCCGGAGCCUCAGCGGUCACCAACCAAUCAUCGCCUGACACUUUCCCUUCCUCUCAUAAGCCUCAAACUGCCCCACCCCGAUUCUUUCUCGGCUAUCAACACUUUCUUCUACACUGAAAAUCCCGCUGGCCUCCUUAGAGUCCUCCUUCCUGUGCCGCACUCAAUCUUGGACAAAUUCCCCGCCAAUAAGGACCCAGACACAACAUCUCUGCGGCCCGCCCUCAGCACACAGAUUGCUGCGACUUUUAACCCUCCGUUCUACUAG
Molecule: messenger RNA, 1023 nt
Organism: Cantharellus anzutake
Lineage: Eukaryota; Fungi; Basidiomycota; Agaricomycetes; Cantharellales; Hydnaceae
Exons: 2
Coding region: 1-1023 (340 amino acids)
Source: RefSeq, a predicted model, not a curated record